AAUAACAAACAAACUGACGUUAACAAGGCAUACUACCUGUCAGCCACAUUCUGCUAUUCUGUAAACAUUUUAUUUUAUUUUUUGCCCAAUAUAUUAAAUGUGUUGAAAGAUUAAGAUAUGUGUUGAAAAUAUUAAGAGAAGGAAUAUUAAAAACAAUACACGCUUUAGAAGACAAUGGAUGACUUAAACCCACUUGCCGGUACAGCGCAUCUACUCGAAGAGGUGGACAAAAAGCUGAUGGUAUUGCUGCGUGAUGGACGCACACUCAUUGGUUACUUGCGUUCCGUGGAUCAAUUUGCGAAUUUAGUGCUGCACCGAACAAUCGAACGUAUUCACGUAGGCAAUGAAUACGGCGAUAUACCGCGCGGAGUUUUUAUCAUACGUGGAGAAAAUGUUGUGUUGUUGGGCGAAAUUGAUCGCGAAAAAGAAUCCAAAUUGCCGCUGAAAGAGAUAUCAGUCGAUGAAAUUCUGGAUGCACAACGUAGAGAACAAGAACAAAGGCAAGAGAAACAUCGACUUAUAUCGAAAGCGUUGAAGGAACGUGGCUUAGCGGUUAAUACAGAUAUAAUCAAUGAGGAUUUUUGUUAAGUUAUUAACUUCACAAUAUAAUUAUAAAUUAAAAAUAUAUGUUUUCAAGGAAUUUUUAAAAAAUGUAAAUGUUUGUUAUAAUUUUGGAAGCAAACUAAAAUAUAUGAAACUAAAAUGUGAAUGUAAUCAUACCAGAAAUAACAUUAAAUUUUUGAUGCCAAUACAUACAU
Molecule: messenger RNA, 758 nt
Organism: Bactrocera dorsalis (oriental fruit fly)
Lineage: Eukaryota; Metazoa; Arthropoda; Insecta; Diptera; Tephritidae
Gene: LSm1
Product: U6 snRNA-associated Sm-like protein LSm1
Exons: 3
Coding region: 175-588 (137 amino acids)
Biological process (GO): deadenylation-dependent decapping of nuclear-transcribed mRNA
Cellular component (GO): Lsm1-7-Pat1 complex; P-body
Molecular function (GO): RNA cap binding
Source: RefSeq, a predicted model, not a curated record